AUGUCCAGACGCACACAUACGCUCAACCGCAUAACCAACGAGACUAAGAUCCAAGUCUCUCUUUCGCUUGACGGAGGUCCCCUACCUGCCUUUCAACCGUCGGAACACUUCCCUCCGUCAAUACCUACAGCACAAAAGCAAGCACAUCCUGAUGUACUCUUCCCUCUGCCAUCGUCCCAUCAUGCAACACAAAUCACGGCAACCCAGCAGAUUGCCAUCUCGACUGGAAUUGGAUUCCUGGAUCACAUGCUCCACGCACUAGCAAAGCAUGCUGGCUGGUCAUUAGCAGUCCGCGCAUCAGGCGAUCUCAUCAUCGAUGACCACCACACUGCCGAGGAUGUCUUUUUGGCAAUUGGAUCGGCCUUCAAUGGUGCCUUGGGCAAGAGAACCUCCCUAGUGCGUUUUGGUCGAGGAGAUGCGCCUCUUGACGAAGCUCUUUCGUGGGCCGUAAUCGAUCUGUCAAACCGACCCUACAGCGUGAUCGAUUUUGGUUUUACCAGAGAAAAGAUCGGUGACCUCAGCACUGAAAUGAUCACCCACGGUCUCGAAAGUUUCGCCCAGGCUGCCAGUGUCACGCUACACAUCAAGUGUGUCUAUGGCCACAACAACCAUCACAGGGCAGAGAGCGCCUUCAAGGCUCUUGCUGUAGCAUGCAGGCAGGCAUGCGAGAGAAGAGCAGAAGGUACUGUUGGUAGUGGAGAUGUGACAAGUACGAAAGGCGUGCUUGGAUCUAGUGUCAAUGAAUAG
Messenger RNA from Exophiala spinifera, 747 nucleotides. RefSeq lists its product as uncharacterized. Gene Ontology annotation, biological process: L-histidine biosynthetic process. Gene Ontology annotation, molecular function: imidazoleglycerol-phosphate dehydratase activity. The transcript has a single exon. Bases 1 to 747 code for a protein of 248 amino acids. Lineage: Eukaryota; Fungi; Ascomycota; Eurotiomycetes; Chaetothyriales; Herpotrichiellaceae. The record is from RefSeq and is a predicted model, not a curated record.